Molecule: messenger RNA, 3145 nt
Organism: Ahaetulla prasina
Lineage: Eukaryota; Metazoa; Chordata; Lepidosauria; Squamata; Colubridae
Gene: CREB3
Product: cAMP responsive element binding protein 3
Exons: 9
Coding region: 219-1499 (426 amino acids)
Biological process (GO): regulation of transcription by RNA polymerase II
Cellular component (GO): nucleus
Molecular function (GO): DNA-binding transcription factor activity, RNA polymerase II-specific; RNA polymerase II cis-regulatory region sequence-specific DNA binding
Source: RefSeq, a predicted model, not a curated record
AGGCGGGACAAGAGAAAGACCUAACGAGCGAGAGACUUCCUGAGGUGACGUCAUCCCUGCUGUGUUGGAAGGGGCGGCGCAGACCAGCAGCCGCAGCAGCGCAGCGGGACCAAGUGGCUGCCGGCGGGGCUCUUUGCCGGCUUCCCUUCCACGGAGCCCACCCGGGAUCCGUCCGCGCGGCGCUUCUGCUGCCCGGAGAGGCGGGGGUGGGGGGUGCCAUGGCCGACCAGGACCUGCUGGACUUCCUGCUGCGGGAAGAGCUUUUCCUGGGGAACGAGCCGGAGCCGGAGCCGGAGCCGUGGGGCUUCCCGCAGGUCCCGAGCGGGCAGGAGGAGGAGCUGGAGGAGCUGCUGCGGUGCCUCUGGAGUCCUUUCGGGGAGGAAUCGGACAGCUCCGCCGAGCCCUCCGGUCAGAGCAGCCUCGCCGAGGACCGGAGCCCGCCUCCUGCCAGCAGCCUCCCAGCCUCGGGCCGCGUGGAGUGGGAGCACAACUACUCCCUGCACCUGACUGCCCCCGACGCGACGCGCACGGAGGCCGCCGACAGCGACGUGGCCAUCGAUCUGGAAAUGUGGGCAGAUGUAGAGACCACCGAGGGCCUCGGCCUUCCCACUGCAGCACUCACAGCAGAGCCCCUGGUAGGAAGAGGCAUGCAGUUCGACUCCCCCCCACUGGUCCUGACGGAUGAGGAGAAGCAGCUCCUGGAGAAGGAGGGCAUCACAAUUCCCUCCCACCUGCCCCUGACCAAGACAGAGGAGCGGGUCCUGAAGCGAGUCCGGAGGAAGAUCCGCAACAAGCAGUCGGCCCAGGACAGCCGGCGGCGGAAGAAGGUCUACGUGGACAACCUGGAGAACAGGGUGCUGGCCUGCACGUCCCAGAACAGUGAGCUCCAGAAGAAGGUGCAGCUGCUGCAGAAGCAGAACACGUCCCUGCUUGAGCAGUUGAGGAAGCUGCAAGCACUCAUCCAGCACUCAUCCACCAAGACGGCUGCGGCCAGUACCUGCACCCUGGUGCUGCUCUUCUCUUUCUGCCUGGUCCUCCUGCCCAGCCUCUAUCCUCUGGGCAGCCAGAAGCAACCGCUGGGGCAGCAUGGAGUGUUGUCCCGAAAGCUGCGCGAAUUGCCAAGUGGAGCUUCCCGGAUGUUAGCUGGUACCCCCCAGCCAGCAGAAGUGACAAUGUCCCUCUCCCAUCCUGGGUCCCCCAGGUUGCUUUCAUCAGAGAAAGCUGUGUCCCCCAAAGCCUUUGGGGCUGCAGGAAGCUUCAAUGGGUCUCUGGAAGGCCUACAGAGCGUCCUGGGGACUGCCCCCUCCCCCUCUGCCAGCAAUGGCAGCUUCUCCUCAGGCUCACCCUCUCCUGCCUUGGAGGGACUCCUCCUGGCCCCCAAGGACCCUCCUCCAGGGAAGGAGAGGGCACUCCCGCCUGCCUCUGUCAACCAGCAGCCUGGCUGGGCAGAUGGUACUGCCAGCGUCAUCCUGCAGCCCCAUCACUCCGAUGAGAUGUGAGGACUGAGGCUUGGGGCCGCUUUGCCAACAAUGUGUAGAUGCCGAGAUCUUGAAGGGGAGACUCUGGAUGGAGGGGGGGCAGGGGGGCAGCAGGAAAGGCUUUGCAAGAGAGGCUUUGCCUUGGCCGGGUUCCUCACUUCACCAGCCAUUCCUGGGCUCAGAAGAAGGAGUGCUGCAAGCCCCAGCAGGAGAUGCUGCCCAGACUCUUUGCCCCCAUCCUAGGCAUCUGCCCUGCAUCUCUGGGGGUUCCCCCAAGAUUUGCUCUGGCCCUGCUUUGUGUAAUAUUCUUGUACAGGGCAACCAAUAAAUGGCUCAAGAGGGGAGCCCCUCCCUCCGGAAUGUCCUGUGUCUUCCCCAUUGGCCUCUUGGGAGAGGAAGGCCAGCCCCUCCUUUCCCACUCGUGGAUUUUGUGCCACCUGUGGGGCCACCUUGCUGGGCGUCCUCCAAGGUCGUCCAUCCCCAGCCGCCUCCCUAGGGUGUCCCCAUCGCCACUGGGACUGUCCCCAGACUUAUGGGUGGUCUUCGUCCAUUUCCCAGCAUUGGGCCUUCUGGGUCCUAUGGAGAACACCUGGCCGCUGAACGGGUCUUGCCUGGGCUGCCCACUGGGCUGGCUUGUAUUCCAGGCUGCUGCCAGCGGGCUUCCUUAGACUCUUUGGGCUUGCCUCGCAGCGGGGGGGGUGGGGGGACGGGACGAGCGGAUUAAAUGGGCCUGUGAAAGAAUGGCUAGAUUGUUAGCACUAAGCCUAGCAGAUGGCUCAUUCGAACAGGGUGGGGUUUCUGUUUCAUUUAUUAAAUCCUUCCAAUUUAAAGUUAUGGAAGUAAAGGCAUUGACUUAAUCCUGCAAGGAUUGGAGAAGGAGACAGGCUGACUAUGCCCUCGGGUGUGCAGUGAGGAAGAGGAAGCUGGGGAACUCCUUUUGGGGGGGGGAGCAAGUGGCUGAAACGGGCAGGGCAAGCAAGCCCGCCCCUCCCCCAAUGAGAGGUCAGCUACCUUGUUGAAAGCUGGCCAAAACAUGGGGUGAGAAAGAGAAGGGGGCAGGCAGAGCAGCUCUGCCUGGUGGGAACCAGACAGCUACCUGCUCCUGGGAGUGGGGGGAGUUGGCUAAUGGUGGGGGGGAGGUGCCAGUCACUCCUGAUGCAUCCCAAACCUCUCCUGUUCCCCUCCCAGAAGGACAGCUGUGUUUUCCUCUGAGUUUAGGAGUGGCUGUGUUUGGCAAGACUUCAGAACAAGGGGGAAAUGCUACUUUGGGAAACCAAAGGCCCUUUGCCCCCCUCAGAAUCGCCUGAAUCCAUAGGAUGGGUGGCAAAUAAAUUGGGUAAAAAAUUGCCCCCAAUCAUGGCACAAACAGGACCUCUGUUCUGCUCCCAUCCAAGUCUUCCUUCACUGUCCAGCCCCACACCAGGGAGUCUCCUCUUCCUGCCAGCUGGCUUGUGGAGGCUGCUUGGUAGGCAGCCUGUGAUUGGGCCCUGGAAGGAGCAUCAGUCUCCUUGAAGAGAGGGGAAUGUGUCCCAUGACCUUGAAGGAGAUUUAUCACGUGUGCCCUUCUUUUAUCAUUGUUUUAUUGAAGUUUCUUAUAGUAUGAAAUAGGGAAAGAGGGUACAGGAUAAAAGAAGCAAGCAGCAAAUAAAAAAAACAUUGACUUCUAA